Messenger RNA from Penicillium macrosclerotiorum, 1074 nucleotides. RefSeq names its product putative peroxisome biosynthesis protein (Peroxine-7) (gene pex7). The coding region runs from base 1 to 1074 and encodes 357 amino acids. Gene Ontology annotation, molecular function: protein binding. Gene Ontology annotation, cellular component: cytosol; peroxisomal matrix. The transcript has 2 exons. NCBI's taxonomy places the organism in Eukaryota, Fungi, Ascomycota, Eurotiomycetes, Eurotiales, Aspergillaceae. Gene Ontology annotation, biological process: protein import into peroxisome matrix. The record is from RefSeq and is a predicted model, not a curated record.
AUGCUCCACUUCCGCACACAGGGAUUCAACGGUUGCGCAGUCAAGUACUCCCCCUUCUUCGACAAUCGCUUGGCUGUUGCAAGUGCGGCCAAUUUUGGUCUGGUCGGCAAUGGCAGACUCUUCAUUCUAGAGCUGACCCCUAAUGGAAUCGUGCCAGUGAAAUGGUUCACCACACAAGACUCCCUUUACGACUUGGCCUGGUCGGAAAUCCACGAAAACCAAGUUCUCACGGCAUCCGGUGACGGCAGCAUCAAAUUAUUCGACACCACAGCCAAUGACUUCCCCAUUCAGAACUGGAAAGAACAUGGUCGAGAAGUAUUCAGCGUUAACUGGAAUCUUGUCGCCAAAGACCGCUUCUGCUCCAGUAGCUGGGAUGGCACUGUGCGGAUAUGGUCGCCACAUCGCCAACAGUCCCUCCUCACGCUCCCGACUCACAGCUGCACUUACUCUGCAGCAUUCUGUCCUCAUAACCCUGACUUGAUUUCAUGUGUUACAUCGGAUUCAUAUGUUCGCGUCUUUGACCUGCGUACUCCAGCCUCUGCUUCAAAUCACCUUACUCUUCAGAUACCCAUCCAUGCCUCACCGGCACCCCCUGCAAUUCCCGGACAACCAGGCAUUCCACCGGCGGCGACUCCACCAGCUGAAGCGCUCACACAUGACUGGAACAAAUAUCGCCCGACUGUUCUCGCUACCGCUGGUGUUGAUCGGGCUAUCCGCACCUUCGAUAUCCGGGCUCCGCAACAGGGCCCAAUGGCCACAAUGCUUGGCCAUGACUAUGCGGUUCGAAAGCUGGCCUGGUCGCCGCAUCUUUCGAAUGUUCUUCUCAGUGCUAGCUAUGACAUGACUUGCCGUGUAUGGAGUGACCGGUCAGAUGCGAGCUCGGUUGGUGAUGUGGAUCUCAUGCGUUCUGGUCCGGCGGGUCCGGUUGUCGGCAUGGAGCUAGGACGGAUGGGCCGACACACAGAGUUCGUCACCGGCGUCGACUGGUGUUUGUUUGGAAGCGAAGGCUGGUGUGCGAGUGUUGGAUGGGAUGAGAGUCUCUAUGUAUGGGAUGUGAGAGGCACCAUGACAUGA